Messenger RNA from Neoarthrinium moseri, 513 nucleotides. RefSeq lists its product as uncharacterized. The coding region runs from base 1 to 513 and encodes 170 amino acids. The record is from RefSeq and is a predicted model, not a curated record. The transcript has 2 exons. Lineage: Eukaryota; Fungi; Ascomycota; Sordariomycetes; Amphisphaeriales; Apiosporaceae.
AUGGUUGUCAAAGUCAAAUUCGUCUUCAUCGUGGCCUCUGCCAUUGCCGUCCAGGCACUAGUAACACCCAGUUCAACUUCUGAGGCAGAUGCAGCUCGACAUCUGCUCAAGCGAGAAUCCCCUUCCACCCUACAAGUCUUCAACGGAAAGAAGCCCGAUGGAGACCGUGUGGAGAAGGAUAAUCCGGUAGCUGGUGACGUGCUGACAGACGACCUCGACUGCGGCACCAUCUCAGUAACUAUCAACAAAGCAAACGACGCUCAAUGCAACUUCCAGUUGCCCAACAAUCUUGUGGCAGGAACUACGUACACCGGCUCGCCCGCAGCGGGCUUCUUUGGGCUCUCCGUCGCCGGCGGCUGUUCUGGCCGGUUGGUCGAGAUCGCAAGGAACUGCGACUCCUGCACAACCUUGGGUGAGAAUUUCAAUGGCCUGGACUGUGUGGGUAAGGCUGGCGGCAUAAAGAACGAUGUGAAUUUGUGCAUCUCGGGAACGACGAAUUUGGUAGCAUGUUAA